Messenger RNA from Cavia porcellus (domestic guinea pig), 2144 nucleotides. It is a transcript of the gene Doc2a, whose product is annotated as double C2 domain alpha. The transcript has 11 exons. Lineage: Eukaryota; Metazoa; Chordata; Mammalia; Rodentia; Caviidae. The record is from RefSeq and is a predicted model, not a curated record. Bases 1 to 1512 code for a protein of 503 amino acids. Gene Ontology annotation, biological process: exocytosis; spontaneous neurotransmitter secretion; regulation of calcium ion-dependent exocytosis. Gene Ontology annotation, cellular component: membrane; synapse.
AUGCCAGCCCGCGUGUCGGUGCGUGUGUGUGAGCGCGGGCACUCGUGUCUGUGUGCGCCCUUGCUUGCGCUCCCGGGUGUGCCCCGGAGGCGCGUGGCGAGUGUGAGCGCGGAGCCCGCCCUGCGCCGGCUGUAUCCUCGCCUCCACCUCGCUCGCCCCUCCCGUGCUUUCCCCGUCUCUCUGCUCGGUGCGCACGGCCGGACUGCUGUUCUCGCUGGCCACCCUGGGAACCGCCGGCCGCUGCCGCCCAACCCGUGCCCACUGGCUGGGCACCUGUUGGAGGCACUGAGACAGCCAGGGUGCUGCAUGAGGGGCCGCAGGGGUGACCGCAUGGCCAUCAACAUCCAGGAGCACAUGGCCAUCAACGUGUGCCCCGGGCCCAUCCGGCCCAUCCGCCAGAUUUCUGAUUACUUCCCUCGCCGGGGACCAGGACCUGAAGGGGGUGGCAGGGGCUGUGGGGAGGCCCCUGCCCAUCUAGCCCCCCUGGCUCUGGCACCCCCUGCGGCCCUUCUUGGGCCCACCACACCUGAAGAUGGAGCUGAGGUGGACAGCUACGACUCGGAUGACACCACUGCCCUGGGCAUGUUGGAGUUUGACCUUCUCUAUGACCAAGCCUCCUGCACUCUGCACUGUAGUAUCCUCAGGGCCAAGGGCCUCAAGCCCAUGGACUUCAAUGGCCUUGCGGACCCCUAUGUCAAGCUGCACCUGCUGCCUGGAGCCUGCAAGGCCAAUAAACUAAAAACGAAGACUCAGAGGAACACUCUGAAUCCUGUGUGGAACGAGGACCUGAUGUACAGUGGGAUCACGGAUGAUGACAUUACUCACAAGGUGCUCAGGAUCUCUGUGUGUGAUGAGGACAAGCUGAGCCACAAUGAGUUCAUCGGGGAGAUUCGAGUGCCCCUCCGCCGCCUCAAGCCUUCACAGAAGAAGCAUUUUAACAUCUGCCUCGAGCGCCAGGUCCCGCUGGCAUCACCCUCCUCCAUGUCUGCAGCUCUAAGGGGCAUCUCCUGUUACCUGAAGGAGCUAGAGCAGGCCGAGCAGGGACCUGGGCUCCUGGAAGAGCGUGGGCGCAUCUUGCUGAGCCUCAGCUACAGUUCUAGGCGCAGGGGGCUGCUGGUGGGCAUUAUUCGUUGUGCCCACCUGGCUGCCAUGGACGUCAACGGCUAUUCUGAUCCUUAUGUGAAGACGUACCUGAGACCGGAUGUGGAAAAGAAAUCCAAGCAUAAAACAUGCGUGAAGAAGAAAACUCUAAAUCCAGAAUUUAAUGAGGAAUUUUUCUAUGAGAUGGAGCUCUCCACUCUGGCCACCAAGACUCUGGAAGUCACUGUUUGGGACUAUGACAUUGGCAAAUCCAAUGACUUUAUAGGUGGAGUGUCCCUGGGGCCCAGUGCCCGAGGAGAGGCACGGAAGCACUGGAGCGACUGUCUGCAGCAGCCAGAUACAGCCCUCGAACGCUGGCACACCCUGACCAGCGAGCUGCCCGCCGCAGCUGGGGCACUAUCCUUGGCCUGAGUGGCCAGCAGUUGCCUGCACGGGCUCCCAGUACCCAACCUUCGCACGAGUGUGUUGCACGUUUACACGGGGUGGGAGGCCCCUGCCCCGCACUAUCUGUCUUAUUUUUGUGAGAGUCUCUGUGACUGUGGGUAUGUCUUCUUGUGAGGGAUGUAGAGAUCUACACUCACAUAUGCAAAUUCCUCUUGCCUGACUCGCUGUUACCUGCAAAUAUGCAAAUUGUCCUCUGCACACCCAAGGGGAGUGCUGUCCCCAGGUCCCUCUGUGGCCCUCUCUGCACCUCUCUAAGCUGCCCCGGCCUCACCAAUAGGGAGGAGGUCGGAUUAGGAGAGGUUUGAAGGAGAAUGUUUCCAAAAGACAGACAAGUCACUCCUUCAAUACAAGAUUUUCAUUUAAAAAGUCUUAGCCCUGUACAGCUGCCCUUCUAAAGGGGUGGCCACCUCAGGGUGUCGCCCCAGAGGUGGCAGAUAUUCCAGGCCACUCAUUUAAAUAACUGUCCUCUGGAUGGGGCCGGAGUGUGACAACAGGGCCCCUGCCACCCUCCUGGGGGACAUCUGUGCAUGUUUACGCCUUUUCGGAUUGUGUCAGUGGCCAAGCAUGGCAACUGGGCAUCAAUAAACAUCUCUGAGGAA